GGCGCGCGUUGGGACGGCUGCAUGUCGGGCGAGAGCGGGCGGCCGUCUAGCGAUGUCACGAGACUGGGCGGGGCGGGCCGUCUCCCGUCGGGUGUCCUGACGUCUGCCGUUAACGUGCCGUGCCGCCGCAUGCCAGUGUGUGAUGAGUGCACCGUUGUUUGUGACUAGAGAUUUACGCGCGAGACAUCACCGGGCCCCAAGUUGUUGCUGCUGCUGCUGCUGCUGGAGGAUAAGAUGGCUGCCGCUGGAGCCGCGGCUUUCCCUCGCUGGUUGGCUCCACAAGGGUGAAUUCGGACGUUUGGGCCUGUCGUUUACCUCCCGCCCUUGCCCCCGACUCUGACGAUAUGGACACAGUAUGGCCCCAGCACACCGGCACACCUCAGGGAGAAGUCUUGUUCUGUCGAUCCUCUGCCUCCAAGCUAUAUGUCUUCAGGUUACCAGUGAGUGUGACCAGACAUUCGUAAGCAGACCAGGAGGUCCAAUGAACGGCACCUUCCAAGCACCAGAGUUCGUCAAUCUUCGAGGACACUCGCGCCAGUGCAUUUACACUUUCUUGGCUGGUCUUGGCCAGCGUGUUGAGAUCGUCUUCACUUCGUUCAACCUCAGAGGGGCACCACCUGAUGGAGCUGCCGUGGGAGACCUCCCAGCCUGUGUCCAUGAGUACAUGGAUGUCUAUUCCGAAGUGGUCCAACCCGACGCCGCCGAGCUGAUCAACUCCCCGUUUGGUGGGCGGUACUGUGGACCCAUCAGACCCAGGAGAAGGGUCUCGCUGUACCGGGCCAUCGCGCUCGCCUUCUACACCGACAAGAACGUCUCAACGAGCGACCUCUUCACCGGCAGAUACGCAUUUAUCAAUGACUCGGAGUACGAGGUGGGUGUCCCGGUAGCGGGCAGCCCGUGCAGUUUCCUGGUGAAGGGCGGAGUGAAGCCUUCGGGAGUGAUUUUGUCGCCUACUUAUCCGGGCGCCUACCCCAAGGCCCUUUUUUGCAGCUAUCAGUUCCUCGGAGUGCCUGGUCAGCGGAUCCGCUUGGAAUUCCGAGAUUUCGAUCUCUUCUUCGGCGGUCCUCAUUGUCCGUUCGAUUACGUGAAGGUGUACGACGGUCAGGACAACAGUUCGGCUGUAAUAGGCACUUACUGCGGUCAGCAGCGCAAUCUCGUCAUCUACUCGUCCGAGUCUUCUCUUCUAGUUACGUUCGUCACCCUCCCACGCACUGCCAAUACUCAGAAUAGAGGCUUUAAGGGCAUCUUUGAGUUUUCAAACUCUUUUACCAAAUUAGACUUUAUAAGUAAAAACGACGGUGAACACAUACGUGGCACCGAGUGCGACCAGAAAAUCUUGAGCAAAAAGGAAUCCAGCGGGUUCGUGUUCAGUCCUAACUACCCGUUUCCCUACAUGCCCAAACUGGUCUGUCGUUACUUCAUCUACGGCAUGCAGGAUUCCCAACAUCUGGAACGAGUCAGACUCGAGUUCGUGAUGUUUGAAAUACCGAAAGGACCGAAAGGAGACUGCUCAGACGGUUAUUUAAAAAUCUACCUAAAAGGACAAGAAACGACAGACUCGUACGACAAAUUCGAUUACGAAAUGUGCGGCGAUGUGAGCAAACCUGCCGUUGUGGUAUCCGAUGGUCCUCGACUUGUCAUGGUCUUCAGUAGUGGGGAACUCAUGGGUCGGGGUUUUAAAGCAAACUACACAUUUGAGACUGAAUAUCGAAUUCCUGGAACGGCUGCCCCCGACGGCAGUUGCACGUUCACCUACCGCAGCGUUAGCAAGAAAAAAGGCGAAUUCAACUCGCCCAGAUACCCCUCCAAUUACCCCAGUGACACCAACUGCACCUACUCGUUUUUGGGCACCAAUAACGAGCAGGUGACUCUAGUUUUUGAUAAUUUCAAAGUUCGUGCCGACUCUGCGAAUUCUACGACUGGCUCCUAUGGAGCAUACGUAUGCCAAGAAGACUGGUUAGAAGUGUACAACAUUUACCGAGACGGCACGGAAAAAAUCGUCGGACGGUAUUGUGGGAUGACGGCUCCGGGACCCAUCGAGUCGAAUCGUGGUGCCAUGGGGUUGAAGAUUAUUCUGCAUGCGGAUUCCGAAGGCGUUUAUAGCGGGUUUAAGGCGCGGUAUAGUUUUGAAACGGCCAAGUCUAUUUUUGGGGAUUGUGGGGGAAAUGUGAGUAAUUUGGAUUCGGGGGUCAUCACCAGUCCCAAGUUUCCGGGGGAUUACGAGGGCCCUACGAAGGGCCUAUCGUCCAAAAGCUGCAACUGGUAUGUCAGCGUCAGGCCCGGAUACAAGAUUAUGCUCAAUUUUGAGAGGUUUGCCGUCGAAGGAGACCCCGUAGGCCGAGGAUGUCCAGCUGCCGUUCUAAGGCUCUGGACGGACUUAUCAACUGCGCCCAUUGAACUGUGCGGCGAGAAAUCACCGGGAGACAAAUGGCAAUACCUUUCCACCUCAAAUGCGGUUCGAUUUAGUUUUGUAACGGCGGACAAGGCUGUGGGAGCACAGGGUUUUAAGGUGGUGUGGACGGAGGUGCAGGAGGGGCCGAGCUGUGAAGAGUUUCAGUGCAAGAAAAACGAUUUCUGCAUUCCGGACAAACUGAGGUGCAACAUGGUCAACAACUGCGGAGCUGACGAUAAUUCUGAUGAAGCCGACUGCAUGGUGGAGGCGCCCCAGGAGGACCACACUCUGGUGUACGUGUGCGCCAUCGCCGCCAUCCUCUUCGUGCUGGUGACGCUGUGCGUGCUCUGUCACCGGAAGCGGCGGCGGCGUCGACGCGGCGUCCACCGCCCCCUGCAGCUGCCCGUCCCGUCGGCUGCCUCCAGACGGCCCCCGCACCACGUGUGCGAGGAGCUCGGCGAGCGCUACGCCAGCGUGGACAGUGUCUGAUGGUGGCUUCAACUCCUCGCACGGUUACUGCCGCCGCCAGCAAUACGCUCUCUUUACAGGGUCACUCGGACGCCGAGUUUACGGUUUUUCUAGUUAGCGAACUGAAGUUGUUUGUUACACUCAAUUCAUGUUGUUCGGACAAGGCCUCGGCGAACUAGGGGUCGCACAAUACACACGCUUUUGUAUUUGAUUAAGGGCUGCCCUGAGACGGGAACAUCGUCACACUAAGCUCAUGCACUUGGGGCAGUACUGGCAUCAUUCAUUUUCAAAUGAACAAGUACAUAUCCCUCAUUAAAACAUUGCUAUUUUUCACCACUCACACGCUACACGGGGGAACUCUACUUCGACAACAGCCCAAGUCUGUUAUACACUAUACAGGAUGUCUCACCUAAGACGUUCGAGCCUGAUAUCUCAAAUAUUUAUCAAUGGAUUUUUAUGAAAUUUAAAAUACAGUUAUUUUAGAAGGUGAAUUUUAAAAUCCAGUUAAUGCAACAACGUAAUUAAUUAUAUUAAAAAAAUUCAUCGUCAAUAAAAAAUGCUGUAAGAAAAAACCUAUCCUUGAAAGUUUGUUUUCCAUGAAAAAAAAUUGUUAAACGUGACUACAGAUGCAAAAGCGUAGAUUCCUAUGAAACAGAUGCGCACUACCACUGAAUUUUGGUCACCCCUACUGGCCAUCUAUUUUUCAGGGCUUAAUGAUCCAGUGGAAAUUUGGCAUAAUUUUAAAUAAAAGAAACGUGUUUUAGAAUUACAUUUAUUAAUUUGAGGUCAAUUUUUGCUCCUAAUUGAAAGACCACCUCUUAAAAUAUAUGCAUUCUAAAUUUCAUAACAAUCAGUUGACAAAUAAUUGAGAUAUUUUACGCGAAAGUCUUAAGUGAGACACGCUGUAUUAUGACUUCAUGACAUUAUGAUAGUGAAUCUUACAUUUUUUAGUUUGAAAUACGAAAUAGUUGUGACGUUAAAAACGGAAAAAACACAAAAUUCACAAUUGGAAAAAAACAAAACUAGAAUUAAUUUUUUUUUAAUAAAAGCAUUUGAACCAGAAUGAAAAAGUGUUAAUGUUAAUUGCAGCAAAAAGUAAAUAUCUGUCUCUUACUCUUAUUUGUAGGUAGGGACACGUACGAGUAUAUGAAUAAGAAUUCUAAAAUAGCUAAAAAAAAUAAAUCAAAAAUAAAUCUCGUACUUAGAUAUCGCUUAAGGCAUCUUUAAACAAGGAAAAAACAACUUCAAGUUUUUUUAUUAGCAUCCAAUUCUACACUAAAAUGUAGGUACACAUCAAUAAAAUUACAUUAAAUGCAAUAAGGCCUAACUGCAGUUAAGCCUAAUUUUUUUAUUUUAUUAUUGAUAGCGUAAAAUACAUCGUAAUCUGUUUGUAAUAUCUUGUUAUAUGUUUUUUUAAAUAGGUUUCAUUUUAAAGUAAAAAUUAUUUGCUAAAUACUGUGCGGUAAAAAUAAUUUUAUAAUUGGUGUCUUUUCAUCUAAACUAUGCAUAAACAGUGGUUAAUUUUUCUAGUUUUACUUCAUAAAUCUCAAUAACCAUCUAUUUUUUGCUUUUGUCAGUACUGCCUAAUUAAAUUCGUUUCAGUUAUUAAAGUGAAUGCAACAUAUUCCAUCCAGCACAAUUUUAGACUUAAAUUUUAAAGCUGAUUUUAGGGUACCAAAUUAAUAUUGUCAAUAUCAAAAGGUGUUUUUCUUUGUAAACAGCUGUAGAUAUGUUUAUGUCGCUAAAAUGUAGCAUAAUUGCAAAAAUAAAUAAUUCUCAUAUGUAUAUCUAUAAAAUUAUUAAUAUCUAAUAAGUAUUUAUUAAAUAAGAUAAUAAGAAAACGUGGCUGUGAAUUUUUUUACUACAUAACUUGCAUCUGGUUAACUCGUUAACUGGAACGUAACUCUUAACCCGAAGCAUCAAAAUAGUCUUAAUUUGUACGGUACUGUUAAUUUUUUCAUGACUUUAAUUGCCGCAAGUUAAUUAUUUAAAGCGUUGUUUUCUUAAAAAAUGAAACAAUAAAUUGAUAUUGUCGAUCGAUUUAAUUCAAAAAAAUAAAUACAAGAAAUUAGUACAGUUUUAAAAAAUGGAUAUUUACAGCUGUUUCAAAUGAAAAUGUUCGAAAUGGUUUAGUCACAAGACAAUAACUGAGUUUUUUCUGGUUGUUAUUUGGCGAUGCCGUCACAGGGCCGGCUUCAGUUGUUGGUUGGACAAUCACUAAGCUCAGUAUUGCUGACGGCUGGCCGGCAAACCGAACGGCCUCGGCAACCUGUGGAGUCAAUAAUAAAAAAACAACAGUCACUACACAAACCCACCCCGAAGAUAUUUUUUAACAAUGUCGAUAAUCCAAUAUUUAAACAAUAAUAGCAAUUAAAGCAAAUCACGUGGUUUAAUAAAGUAUAAAAAAGUAUAUAAAUGUUAGUGCGAUGUAUACGCAAGACGUAGUUAAAAAAUGAGUUAUUGUUCGUGAACUACGUGUUGGUGACGAAGGAAUGCAUCAGUUUGGACACAAGCUAAACCUAGAGACUUCAUUUAAUCGAAACAAAACGCAAAAUGAUCUAUUUUGUACGUCGAUAGGUUUUACGUUGAUCACAAGUUCGAUAUUUAUAUAAUAUACAUUUGCAAUAAUAGAUAGUUUUGCACUAAUUCGCACAAACAGAGCUAUUGAACUAUCGACGUUCAAAUUGUUAUAAACAAGAAUAUAAUGAAAACAGGUGCUCUAGAUUUUAUUUUUACAACGAAUAUCCAUCUUCCUGGCGCGUAGAUCUACAAGAUGGCAACGUAGGAUUCAGUGCGUGUGACAACUACUGCCGUGUUAGAUCAUUAUUGCUUUACCAGACUCGGGGACUUUCCCGGGCCCAUAAUUGUUCACAUGUUGUUAUUUAUAAUCAGAGACUGACGGUUCGGGUCACUCCGGCCGUGUGCCAGACACUCGUGCAAUUAGUUAUUAUUAUAAUCUAAUACAUAUUACUGACGAAUUGUACGCACUUUAUUUCAGAUGUCUUUCGGAAACAAUACUUUGAUGUAGCUAUAUUGUAUUGACAUGUAUUCAGAAUAUGCUCAGUUAAAUUGGGUCUGACUUGGUUUUCUAUUCGAUUUAGUACCAUCGAACCAUCUACACCUACCGGUACCAAAGUGUGACGUUUGGAGGCGGUAGAUGGCGCGUUCGUUUUGUAAAGUAUGUAAUUCUAUUGGCGUUAUUUGUAAGUUAUUUCUUAUUAUUGGGCUUCCUACAGACUUGUUCAAGUCUCGUUCGUAUCCAGUCUACCAUUAGUGCAAGCUGCUGCACAUAGACCGUCAUCUAUAAGACACUACAACGAUUGGAAGUCAUUGGUGAUUUAACUGAGUAUACACUACUUGAGAAACAUUUUGGUGUACCCUCGUGUCCGUGAUUCGUUCAAAUAACUGUAUAAUCACACCACACACCAAUCAUAGCUUGUAAGGUCUCAAAGAAGUCGAACUAUUUUUUUAGGUGCCAAAAUGUUUCUAGCCAUUGAGUGUAAAGUAUAACAUUUCCAUUGUGUUUGAUUGGCAUUGCAGAAAACGUUGUACUAAAAACUAGUUAAAUAUAGUCGUCUGGGCUGACGUAAAACAUGAUUGUAAAAAAUAUAUGUAAAAUAAAUAAAAUCGCCGGAAAUAACACAGUGAUUGUUAAUCUAUAUACUGCUGUUGUGUUUACGUUUCUCUAAUAAACACUUGUUUGUCCACUUCAGGUUUUUAAUUUCGUUGGCGACUUGUCAAGUCAAAGCAGAACACCAAGUACACGUACUGAUGAUUUGCUCCAAACAUUGUAAUUGUCUUCCCAAACGGUCAUUGUGUUUUUUCGCAAAUAAAUAAUCUGUACUUUAGGAUAGCUUAACGAAUUAUCCUAAUACUGCAACGUUGUCCGUUUGCCUUAUUUUUUUUCAAACGUCAUCCUGGUGAGCUGUGUCCCAAAAUGGCGCUCAUUGUCAGUCAGGUCACAGCUAACCGGGACCGUCCUUCUGUAAAGAAAGUAGUGGGUUUGGUUGGUUGCAGUAGCGUAUGCACUCAGUCUAAGUAGGCCUCGGCCAACACAUUGUUACUUAGGAUAAAACAUUAUUUUUAAAUAUUAUCCACUCGCGAUAGAUAUUAAAUAUUGUAUGUAUGUAUUCAUACAUAUGCAGUUGCCAAGUGACGGUGUUAGGUAAUUUAGUCACUGUCAUUCACAUAUAAUCACUCACAUCAGCCAACUGUCAAACAAUUUGCCUUAAACGUGACGUGGGGAGGGGGAAAAUGCCACUCUCCCUACUUUUGACAUUAAAGCAGCUAUUUUUUGGCAGUUGAGCCAACUGAGCACUGCGCGGCUUCCAUACUACCCACACCUGCAACUGCGUACGCGCACUUUGUUAUACAGAGUUGUAGAGACUCUAAAACAACCGCCAAAGACACGAAACGGCUUCAAUCAGUUGAAACGUUCCGAAAUUUCUCAUGCAACAUCCAAACCGAAGCCGAAUCGGUUCUUUGGUGGACAACAAACACUGCUUAACUAAUAGUUUUCGGAUCGGGAGAGUGAUUGUUGCUUUUUGUUUCUUUUUGGAAAACCUCCAAUCCGAAAAUUGUUGCUUAUUCAGGAACGACAAAUACACAGUGAUUGUAUUUCGAAUUCUCAUCUCCAUCAAUAUGUUAUUUGUUAAAUUAAAAAAGCUGUUAAGUACUGUUAAGUAUAAGGAUAAGAGGAGGUCGCAUUUUCUGUAACAUAAUGUAUCAAAAUGCUCACAGCGACUAGGCUCGACUAAAUAAAGAGUAUUCCACUGUAA
Tribolium castaneum (red flour beetle) is the source of this 7638-nucleotide messenger RNA. RefSeq lists its product as uncharacterized. Gene Ontology annotation, cellular component: plasma membrane. Gene Ontology annotation, molecular function: protein binding. Bases 356 to 2881 code for a protein of 841 amino acids. The transcript has 15 exons. NCBI's taxonomy places the organism in Eukaryota, Metazoa, Arthropoda, Insecta, Coleoptera, Tenebrionidae. The record is from RefSeq and is a predicted model, not a curated record.